Molecule: messenger RNA, 2004 nt
Organism: Nyctereutes procyonoides (raccoon dog)
Lineage: Eukaryota; Metazoa; Chordata; Mammalia; Carnivora; Canidae
Gene: HSD17B12
Product: hydroxysteroid 17-beta dehydrogenase 12
Exons: 11
Coding region: 125-1063 (312 amino acids)
Cellular component (GO): endoplasmic reticulum
Molecular function (GO): oxidoreductase activity
Source: RefSeq, a predicted model, not a curated record
UAGGCCCGUAGCGGCGCCGGAGCCGCGCGCGUCGGUGUCGUCCUCGCCGUCACGGCCCGCGCCUCUUCCUGGAUUCAUUCAUUCGCGGCUCCAUUCACGGAGGUAGUAAGGCCCGGCUGGAGCCAUGGAGAGCGCUCUUCCUGCCGCCGGCCUCCUGUACUGGGUCGGCGCGGGCACCGUGGCCUACGUGGCCCUGCGCCUCUCGUGCUUGCUCUUCACGGCCCUUCGGCUCUGGGGUUUGAGUCACGAGGCAGGGGUCGGGCCGCAGCUCGGAGAGUGGGCAGUUGUCACAGGUAGUACUGAUGGAAUUGGCAAGUCAUAUGCAGAAGAGUUAGCGAAACAUGGAAUGAAGGUUGUCCUUAUCAGCAGAUCACAGGAUAAACUGAAUCAAGUUUCCAGUGAAAUAAGAGAAAAAUUCAAGGUGGAAACAAGGACCGUUGCUGUUGACUUUGCAUCAGAAGAUAUUUAUGAUAAAAUUAAAACAAGCUUGGCAGGUCUUAAAAUUGGUGUUUUAGUGAACAAUGUGGGAAUGUCAUAUGAGUAUCCCGAAUACUUUUUGGAUGUUCCUGACUUGGACAAUACCAUCAAGAAACUGAUUAAUAUUAAUGUUCUUUCUGUUUGUAAGAUGACACGACUGGUGCUGCCCGGCAUGGUGGAAAGGUCUAAAGGGGCAAUUCUGAACAUCUCCUCUGCCAGUGGCAUAGCCCCAGUCCCACUGUUGGCCAUCUACUCUGCAACCAAGGCUUUUGUGGAUUUCUUCUCUCGGUGCCUCCAUGAGGAAUAUAGGAGCAAGGGCAUCUUUGUGCAGAGUGUCCUGCCCUACUACGUAGCUACCAAGCUAUCCAAAAUCCGAAAGCCAACCCUGGAUAAGCCAUCUGCAGAGACGUAUGUGAAGUCUGCGAUUCAAACGGUGGGCCUGCAGUCCCGAACCACCGGGUAUCUGAUCCAUUCUCUCAUGGACUCAAUAAUUUCAGCCAUGCCUACCUGGCUGUAUUUUAAAAUAACCAUGAAUUUGGGCAAGUCCACGCGGGCUCACUACAUGAAGAAAGCCAAGAAGAACUAAGCGUUGAUAACUGCACUGAGUAGCUUGGCCAGGUGUGCCAUCCUACGCACGCUGAUGGCAAGGCACCCACCCCUCUCCAAAAUCUGCGGUGGUCAUUUUAUCAGUUAUUAUUAGGCUAGAAAUUGGCAUAAUUGGGAGAAAAGCAGAAGUUGCUUUCAGGAGUUUUGGACAUAUAUUUUGAAUUCUACCAGGAAUUAUUUUGAAGUUUAGGAUAAAUGCUCAUAUCAAUUGGACAUAAAACGAAUACUAGCAAGAACAGUGUAAUGGGAAGCAACACCAUUUUGGCAAAUCACAGAGGGACAGAAUCAGACAUAAUGCUUCAGUGGUUUCAUCUGGCCCCAGAUACCAUUGAUGAUGGUUCUUGUAUUUUCUCUGAAAUAUACUUUACAAAGUAAUGGCUAGCUACUUUCUUUUGUUUUUAACACUUUGAGGGAGUGGAGAUUAAAUGAUUCACUUAUGGAAGGACACACUGCAAUACGCGUUGCUACGAAAUUUCCUAAAAACAUGUCCCAAUUUGUACACUUAUGUGGAACUUUUUGUUCUCAAGGAUAGCUAAUGACGUAAAAAUAAUACACAGAAAUAUGGAGCUCCUUUUGACACCUGAAGCCCACUAAUACAUGCUUUCCCCUAAUACAUAUUUCUUCUCAAGUUUAAAUGCAUGUAAAUACUGAAAACUAGAUAGUAUGAUUUAUAAGUAAAAGGACCAAAAAAUACAUUGAUAUGAGCAGCCACCGAUGGUGCCACUAACACCCUGACCCAGGAGAGUGGCCUGCUUGGGCCUCUGCCACCUUCGCUUCUGCACCGCACCAGUCCUGUUCGUGUAUGUGACCGCAGGCUAUUCCUAAAACCAUAAUGAUAACACAGAAGUGGCCUUCUGCUUUUAAAUUGAUACCCUAUACAUAGCAAGAUGACUAGUUUUAAUAAAAGGUGAUAUAACCACA